CAAAACCUCCAUUUCUUCCUGUCUUCUCCUUCUUCUAUCUCAGAGUGGCAAUGGAGCAAAAAUCAGACACCAACGUUAGCAUGACUGAAGGAGGAGACACCGUCAAGAUCCUCUUGAAAACUCAGGGUCAGCGUAAGGUAUGCUGUCAAAUGAAUCGGAGCUGCCAACUAGAGCGGCUUUUCCGGACAUUCUGUACCAUGAUGGACCUCGACUACCGGUUCGUCGAGUUCCUCCACAAUGGACAUCGUGUCUUUGGGUCCAGCUCUCCGGAUCAACUCGAUCUGGACGAAGCAGAAGCUGACGAAGGUAUGAUCGAGAUCGAUGCCUUUGUGCGCCAAAUGGGAGGUUGUCCCAGACGAUAUGAAGGCCGAGAAAUCGCUGAUUUCUCGAAGAAUAUUAUUAACUACUAAUCAUAAUCAAGCAUGCGCUCAGAAGAAGUUAAGCUACGAUUGACAGCUUUUGUGUUAUUAGUUAUCGCAGGUAGACUAGACAGCUAAUGUAAUCCUUAUAACCCGAAGUGAGCUGACCUGCUAAGUCUCUUGCAUCUAAAUUCAGCGGUGCUUAUGCCGUCGAAUGGUAUCGAUAAGUAUUUUUGUAUGUA
Messenger RNA from Punica granatum (pomegranate), 601 nucleotides. NCBI's taxonomy places the organism in Eukaryota, Viridiplantae, Streptophyta, Magnoliopsida, Myrtales, Lythraceae. The record is from RefSeq and is a predicted model, not a curated record.